This is a messenger RNA of Chinchilla lanigera (long-tailed chinchilla), 2290 nucleotides long. RefSeq names its product NME/NM23 family member 7 (gene Nme7). Gene Ontology annotation, molecular function: nucleoside diphosphate kinase activity; ATP binding. Lineage: Eukaryota; Metazoa; Chordata; Mammalia; Rodentia; Chinchillidae. The record is from RefSeq and is a predicted model, not a curated record. The transcript has 12 exons. The coding region runs from base 404 to 1534 and encodes 376 amino acids. Gene Ontology annotation, cellular component: centrosome. Gene Ontology annotation, biological process: UTP biosynthetic process; GTP biosynthetic process; CTP biosynthetic process.
ACCAGAAGACACACGUUCUGUAGUGCGUUUAAUCUCGAAUAACACAGAACACACGGUGUAGUGAGUGGACAAGUACCUAUUUACACAUUUAAAAACCAGCAACACUGGGAGGCUUCCAGCCUAUUCGCUUACAUUUCCGGGUCACCUGUCAACCGAGCGGAAGUGGAGAGGAUGGUACGGGAAGGCGGUGUCCUGUAGCCCCAGGCGACAGCGAGACGAGGCGUGUCUGCAGUUUGAAUGGGCGGAUCUGAAGUGACUCUCAACCACUAGAGAGCAAGGGGUGGUGAGACUGCGUGGCCCGCAGUGUGCAGCAGCCGGCGGAGCUCGGUUGCCAUAGUAACCGAAGGAAGGUGUUGGCGGCGUGGUCCUGGUACUUCGGUCCCAGUGUCUAGAUCGUGAAACCAUGAAUCAUAGUGAGAGAUUCGUUUUCAUUGCAGAGUGGUAUGAUCCAAAUGCUUCACUCCUUCGACGUUAUGAGCUUUUAUUUUACCCAGAAGAUGGAUCUGUUGAAAUGCAUGAUGUAAAGAAUCAUCGCACCUUUUUAAAACGGACCAAGUAUGAUGACCUGCGCUUGGAAGAUUUAUUUAUAGGCAACAAAGUGAAUGUCUUUUCUCGACAACUGGUGUUAAUUGACUAUGGAGAUCCAUACACAGCUCGCCAACUGGGGAGCAGGAAAGAAAAAACAUUAGCCCUGAUUAAACCAGAUGCAGUAUCAAAGGUUGGAGAAAUAAUUGAAAUCAUAAACAAAGCUGGGUUUACUAUAACCAAACUCAAAAUGAUGACACUGUCAAGGAAAGAAGCAGCAGAUUUUCAUGCAGACCACCAGUCGAGGCCCUUUUACAAUGAGCUGAUCCAGUUUAUUACAACUGGACCUGUUAUUGCCAUGGAGAUUCUAAGAGAUGAUGCUAUCUGUGAAUGGAAAAGGCUGCUUGGCCCUGCAAACUCUGGACUGGCACGUACAGAUGCUCCUGGGAGCAUCAGAGCCCUCUUCGGAACAGAUGGGAUAAGAAAUGCAGCUCAUGGCCCAGAUUCUUUUGCUUCUGCUGCCAGAGAAAUGGAAUUUUUUUUUCCUUCGAGUGGAGGCUGUGGACCAGCAAACACAGCUAAAUUUACCAGUUGCACCUGCUGUAUCAUUAAGCCUCAUGCUGUCAGUGAAGGACUUUUGGGAAAGAUCCUUAUGGCUAUUCGAGAUGCAUGUUUUGAAAUUUCAGCUAUGCAGAUGUUCAACAUGGACCGGGUUAAUGUUGAAGAAUUCUAUGAAGUUUAUAAAGGAGUAGUAUCUGAGUAUAAUGAAAUGGUGACCGAAAUGUAUUCUGGCCCUUGUGUAGCAAUGGAGAUUCAACAGAAUAAUCCUACAAAGACAUUUCGAGAAUUCUGUGGACCUGCUGAUCCUGAAAUUGCCCGGCAUUUACGCCCUGGAACCCUGAGGGCAAUCUUUGGUAAAACUAAGAUCCAGAAUGCUGUGCACUGUACCGAUCUGCCAGAGGAUGGCCUCUUAGAGGUUCAGUACUUCUUCAAGAUCUUGGACAAUUAGCAGGACAGAAAGUAAAGACGUAACAGAGUGGGGCCUUUAGACAAGAAUGAAUCACGGACAUGAGGAAUGUGUUCAUUCUUUUAUUGUCCAUUGUUUUAACCUGACUGAUACAAGAUCAACAAGAGCACUGUACUCCUGGCAAUUAUUACAUAUGUUAGAACAUGGAUUUGCACUGUAGACAACAUUUAACACCAGUCUAUGGGGUACUGCAUUGCUUUUAUAAAGUUCAAAAUAAAGAUUUAUUUUCAAACAAGUGACUUUGGUUUAUUUCAUACAUUACACUUUUUCUUGCAGAAAAAAAUAAAAUUGUACAACUGCAUAAAUAUAAAAUUCUUCCACCAUGAAAAUGGUUAAAACAUUCAUAAAGACACAGCACCAGCGUGUGAUGCCUCCAGAGAAAGGAAAAAAGGAAAAGAAAAUGUACAAAGCAAACUAACUAGCCCUGUCACUAACCAAAGUGACAGGCGGAGCCAGAUCUCAGACACAGCUUUAGAAUACACUGGAGGACCAGGGAGGAGAUGUCAAGACAGCAUUCGGUAUAAAGCACAACACAACCCAUCACCUUUUUUGUGUUUUUCUGUGGUGUCACUUAAAAGGGCAGUUCCCCCAUGACAGCCCACCCCCCACCCAAGCCCCAGGGAAAAAAAUAACAAAGUAAUACCUAACAUCACAGGAGAAGACUAUGGAGUGUGUGUUAAAAAUGUUCAUUGAUGGGCCAUUAUCUUGGAAAGAGCCAAACAAACAAACAAAAAAAAA